This is a messenger RNA of Lobosporangium transversale, 723 nucleotides long. RefSeq lists its product as hypothetical. Bases 17 to 640 code for a protein of 207 amino acids. Lineage: Eukaryota; Fungi; Mortierellomycota; Mortierellomycetes; Mortierellales; Mortierellaceae. The record is from RefSeq and is a predicted model, not a curated record. The transcript has 2 exons.
ACCUCAACUCUCCACCAUGCUUUCACUUUCCUGCAUUUUCAAUAAUAACCCUGCUUCUUGUACUGUCUCGGUCAUAAUUUCUCCAGAAAGCACCGUCUUUGAUCUCCGCAAUGAACUGCGUCAGUUGAUGCCUGAAUUAUGCGACAUUGACCCAAAUCUCUGCGCACUUUGGAGGUUGUGCAUUCCAAUAUCCGGAAACAAAGUCUCCAUUGAAAACGUCUCUACUAAGAUAAAAAUGAAUCUGCUGGCAGAGCUCGGUGAGGUAUUCCCUCAAGACUCCUCAGAGGAUUUAAUACACGUCCUAGUAGAUAUCGUGAGACCAGAACCCAGUUUACGUCUGAAUAUGACUCUUAGAACAGAUCCAAAAAAAAACCCCCAAUGGAGCGGUCUCUUAAGCACUAUCACCCAAGCCAUCCUUAUUGAUGCGAUUUGCGAAGAAUAUCCCAACAUGCCAAGAACACCAAACCCACCUCGAAUCAUGUUGUACCCAAGCACCGACAACCAAAGUAGUACUCCCAUUCCAACUCUUAUUGAAUCUGAUCCGCAACUAAAAUCUAGGCUUAGCCCUCUUAUUGUGGAUGGCGCCAUCAAUGUGGUCAUUGGUCUGGCUCUGGAAAAACACAUCUCGUCUUACCCGUAGAAGAGGCCAACGCCAUCUUUGGGUUCGCUCCCAGGCGGUACGGGAUACUGGACCCGAGCAAUUGCUUAGAGCAAUGCGAAAGC